Molecule: messenger RNA, 2551 nt
Organism: Talaromyces stipitatus ATCC 10500
Lineage: Eukaryota; Fungi; Ascomycota; Eurotiomycetes; Eurotiales; Trichocomaceae
Exons: 3
Coding region: 37-1902 (621 amino acids)
Biological process (GO): protein catabolic process in the vacuole; proteasome-mediated ubiquitin-dependent protein catabolic process; protein targeting to vacuole
Cellular component (GO): GID complex; extrinsic component of membrane
Source: RefSeq, a predicted model, not a curated record
UUUUACGUGGAUAUAGACCUUUGAUAUCCCUCCAUAAUGCCGCCUACGAGUUCUUCAACGGAGACACCUGGCAUUUCAUCAAGUGCCGUGGCAAAUCCAUAUCUACGUGAACUACAAGCGAUAUCGAACCCGGUGCCCAAUUUGGCUGCUACACUGAUCAGCGUUCCAGUAGAGGCUGAUGACGCCCACCAUGAGAACGUGAAUUUUCUGCGGACGCGCCCUCACUCGCCAUCCGAAUCAUCGAGUCGCGCUAGACGUAGACGAUUGGCGCUCCUUCCCGAAGUGGAUCUUGAGAGCAUGGACAUUGACGAACAAAGACGCUUUUUACCCGCCGAGGCUACUCCGCGUUUACCCACUAGCAGUCGCUCGCAUGAAGCAUACAAUACAAAUUUGAGUUCCGAAGGACGGAUUUCAGGCCCAAGAUCGCUGUAUGGAUGGGCGCCAGGCUCUCAAGAAGAACAUGGAAAUGAAUACAUGGGGUACCAGCAUACUGCGCAGAACGAAGUUCCGGAUAGUAUUUGGACUGUGGGAAGAGGCUUGGAUCGAGAGGCCGGUCGCAAUACAUCUCUUUCUCGAAUUUCGAGACGAGAAGGAAGCGGGGUAAUAUUACCGUCGUAUAGGAUAGAAUCUACGGAAACCACAGAGCCAAACAGCCGGCACUGGUCGGACCACAAUAGCAGCACAUUCACUGAGGCGUUGUUGCAGUCUGUGAGGCGUGGUGCAAGAUAUGCCUCUCGAACACGGACUAUCCAGAAUUACCUCUUAGACCGGGAACGGCUUAGCCGUCAGGAAGCAAAUGAGCGGGAUCGAGAAGAACGUGAUCGUGAGCGGGACAGAACAGGAGCAGCAUCUUCUUCCUCGUCGCGCGCUUUGAGAAUGAGUCUGAGGAAUAUAUCUGGGGAUCUUCGAGAUAGAUUGAACUCGCAUCGACAAUUCCUUACCGACAACCCUCCUAGUGCGAAGCUGAGGGAGACGAUCAAGUACUUAGAGCGGGUUCGUACCUCCAGCUCACUAUCAGAGAGCAUUGAGUCUGCUGUCAGAGGCGGAGUCGUACAAUACGACCAUCUCAAGGGAGCAUACAAUGAAAGCGAUUUCAUACUCGAUACCUCCUUUAUCAAACCACCCACACCGAGCUCGUGGCUGCGGCCGGGGACGGUCUUUUCCGGGUCCCAGAAAGCGGUCAACAGCGUUGGAGGUCGCAACUUUGAGAUGCUCUCUCAUCGAAUAUCACAACCCACGGAAUCUUCCGGGCACGAUAGCUCAUCAACCCGCAUCAGUGUGUCGACAAGCAGUGGUCGAAGAUACUGGGCAAACGAUUCUUCUCUAUCCCCCUUACCAGGUCAUCAUUUCCCAUCCCAGCGGCGAGAGAAUAGCAAACAUGAACUGUGGCCAGUCAAAGUCACCAUUCACAGCAUUGACUAUUCGACAAUGACCUUGACGGGGACAAUGGAAGCUUACAACAUUCCAGACAAGACAUCUCCGACUCGAGAUGCGCAUAUUGUCACAUUUUUGGAAGGAGAAAUCAUUGAUCUGAGUACACACAGUUUGGAGACGACGAGUUUUAAAGCCGAUGCGGAUAUUGAUAGUACAUAUUGGCGCGAAUUACGACCGUUCAGAGGACUUAGUGAUGAUCAGAUGACGAAGAAUUUGUUGAGUAAGAAGUGGGUGACUGAUGAAAUGAACAAGAAUUGGAUUUUGAUGCGUUGGAAGGAACGCUGCUUCAUCACACCCACCGAUGCUCGUCAGGGUCUCACGAUAUCUGGGUUUUAUUACAUCUCCUUACAUCGCGGAACCGGAGAGAUAGAAGGCUUAUACUACGAUCCCGGUAGUUCGCCGUACCAGCAAUUGUCCCUGAAGCCGGAAAGACCGACCAUGGCGUUUCCGGCAAUUGAUUUUCGAUAAUUCUGUUGCAGAAUUCUCGAUUUCUUGCAUAUACUUGAGCUUUUCUUCUUCUUGCUAUGAUUACUGUCCAAGGGCCAUGACGUUGUUCGGAAAGAACAGCAGUUUUAUGUAGCGUGUUGUUUUAAUCAUUUUAGCAUGACUGUUUUCAUUGUAGGCAGCACCUAACGUACAUAUCAUUCAAGACUUGAAUAUACCAGAUGUCGCUUGUCCGCUGGGCAAAUCAAAUCAAUUUAUCAAUCGGACGAUUAGCGACUACAAACCGACUAUAAGCUUACUUUACUCUAUACACAAAUUUUACCGGCAUAGCACGUUACUCCAUGAAGGAUAUUUUUCAUUCAUGUUCCAUUUCUCAUGUCUGAUCAAACUUGCCAAGGCCAGCGCUGACACUGACGAAACCCGUUUCCGUACUUUUUUCGCCGAAAUUCAAGUCGAAUUCAUCAUCUCAAGUCCCGAUCUAAGAUCAAAAAGGGAUUUUCAUCUCGUAUCAAACGUAGUCGAUAGUUAGAGCGACAAAUUUAGGCUCUGGUAGUUUGCGGUUGUACGCUUACUGCUCAGUCUGGAAGUAGUUGAGGAGGAUGGAACGUUCCUGGGACUCCUCGCCCCAGUCCUUGACAACGACGCAAGAGCAGUUGACAACCUUGCGAGCAUU